AUGAGGCUCGGGAGCAUGCGUUCCCUUUACUCUCAAGGCCUCGUUUACGGUUCUGACUUUGAAUCAAAUAUGGCCGAUUAUGCGGCUGUUUAUCCUACCUUCUAUGAAGCGUUAGCCUUCUUUAGGAACAGGGAAGCACUCAUGCAAUCAGUGCUUCAAGUCUCGACCUCCACUCCUCUGUAUCUGGCUGCGGAGGAAGAGGACACGUGGAACGACUCCGCGUGGGACUCCUCUUCUGCUGCAGAGGAGUCUUCUGAGGUUCCAGAAGGCUCCUCUGUGACGGCAGAGACGUCUUACGAGGGUGCAGGGUAUUACUCUGAAGCCUCACAAUAUCAUUCUGCUGAUAAUAAGGACCUUUCGGCAGAGACGCCUUGUGAAGCUGUAACGUACGCCCCUGGAGCCCUUGUGGAGCCCCUGGAGGACAUUUCUGGUGCUACUGAGGGAGCUGAGGGCCUGACGGAGACUGCAGAGGCUCCUCUUGAGGCGGCAGAGGAGUCCAGCACUGGCUGCAGCGACGGUGGCGUGGUGAAGAAGGCGAGCAUAUCUAAAAUCGAAAUUUGCAGCGGUGACAAUCACAGCAGCAGUUUCGGUUUCACCUUGGCGUGGGCUCAAGUCACCAAGGAGGUGCUGAGUGGCGUUUUCAACACCUUCAGAAACGGCAGAAACAAGAAAUCGGCUGAAACUGCAGCAGAGGUGUGUACAGAGGGGACUGCAGCGGUGGGUGGUGCAGUGGGUCCCACUGCAAGCUCAGCUCUUUCGGUUGCAAGCAAGGGAUCAGGCUCGAGAAUGGCAACAGGCAGGCUGAGGGAGCUGCCUUCCCGCAUCCCCAAGCCAAGCAAGGGCAGUGCAGGAGGUGCUGUGAAGCGUGGGACGAGGCCGGCAGCAGAAACUGCAUGCCUGCCGCCGUCCCUCAUUCCCAAGCCACGUUCAGCCAAGACUGCACAUCCUGCGGUGGAAGCUCUGGGAACAAAGCAAGCAGCUGUGGGCAAAUAUGGCAACUGCAGCAGCAAGGCCUCCUUGGAGGCCGUGAGAGGUGCAGUGUGCGGUGGAGAGUGGGAGGGUGGUGCUGAUUGGAGCGAGCAGAGAGCAGCCAAGGUACAGCUGGGGAAGGCACGGGGUGGUGGACAGUGGGGAGGAAGGCGGCAACACUUUUUGCACCCUGCUGGUCAGGGUGUUGUAGCAACUGGAUGGUGGGUUGGAGCAUGGAGGCUGGAUUGUGGAGUGGGGCUGAAUGAAACGACUGAAGCUGCUCAUGUGCUCUCCAAUGGGUCAGAGGCUGGGCCAUGUGAUGACCGAGGCUUGUCAUGGGAUGUUGCUGCUGGUGGUGUGCUGCUUAGUUGGUCAGUGUAG
This is a messenger RNA of Closterium sp. Yama58-4, 1350 nucleotides long. The record is from the annotation of a GenBank genome assembly. NCBI's taxonomy places the organism in Eukaryota, Viridiplantae, Streptophyta, Zygnematophyceae, Desmidiales, Closteriaceae.